GUCAGUAGGCUGCAGCUAAAGGUGGUGGUGUUGCCAGUGACUAUGCAAGGGGAAACCACGGCAAUACGAAUCACGGAAAACGAAGGCAAACUGGAUGUAUUCCCCCAGAACAGGACUCCAAGCUCGGGUAGAGCAAGUACCAAAAGCUGGCAGUAUAGUGACCACAUGGAGAAUAUUGAUGGCUACUUGAUGAAGUAUACCAACCUGGUGACAGGCUGGCAGUACAGGUUCUUUGUUCUCAACAAUGAAGCGGGCUUGCUGGAGUACUUUGUCAACGAGCAGUCACGGCCGCAGAAACCGCGUGGCAUGCUCGCCCUGGCAGGGGCGGUCAUCUCCCCCAGCGACGAGGACUCGCACACUUUCACUGUCAAUGCAAUCAGUGGCGAGCAGUACAAGCUCAGGGCAACCGAUGCCAAAGAGAGGCAGCACUGGGUGAGCAGACUACAAAUCUGUACGCAGCAUCACACAGAGGCAAUGGGGAAGAGCAAUCCUCCACCCAAGUCACGCAGCUACUCCAUGGUGUCUCAAGGCAGCAGCAGCUCACCCAUGUCCCUGCGUCGAACCAGCCAGAACCCUGCCACCUUGUUCAACUGGCAGACACACAAGGGCUCGUCACUCUACUCCAGCAAGCGGUCCCUGCUGCCAGACCAUCUAAUGGAUGCCAGAGAAAUGAUGAGCCAGGCUCAGGGCCAACACAAAGACCUGAUCCAGGGCAUAGAGUGCCUUCCUGCAGCCCCUGGACUCUCUGCUCUGGACCAGGACCUGCUAAUGCUCAAGGCCACCUCCAUGGCCACUAUGACUUGUCUCAACGAGUGCCUGCACAUCCUUAACCUGCAGCAGGUGGCCAGGCAGAGAAGUUCGUUUGGAGGAUCCACCAUAGAGUGGCUGGAGCCCAAGCUGCCUGACAUCCUGAAGAACGGCAGCGACUCGCUGGGCAGCUUCACAACAGGAGAGGGCCUGCUGGAAGACGGCCACCCGGAGCUCAGCAGCCCGGAGUCGUGCAGCUUCUCCGGGGAGCAGGAAGACAUUGAUGCCGAGGAUGAGAUAGCGGACUCGUUCACAGACAAAGAGGAGGAGCUGGGCGCUGUGGAGGAGGAGCGCAGUGUCAUCUUACACCUGCUCUCGCAGCUGAAGCUCGGCAUGGACCUCACGCGAGUUGUCCUGCCCACCUUCAUCCUGGAGAAGCGCUCCCUGCUGGAAAUGUAUGCGGACUUCAUGUCGCACCCAGACCUCUUUGUGGCGAUCACAGACGGCAGCAGCCCAGAGGAGCGCAUGGUCCGCUUCGUGGAAUACUACCUCACCUCCUUCCACGAGGGCCGCAAGGGCGCCAUCGCCAAAAAGCCCUAUAACCCCAUCAUUGGCGAGACCUUCCACUGCUCCUGGAACGUCCCCAGGAGAUCAGAGGCCUCCUCUAUUGAGCCCCCACGAGGAAGCCCGGACCAGGCCGCCUCCCAGGAUUCCUACCAAGUGCGCUUUGUGGCCGAGCAAGUGUCCCAUCAUCCCCCCGUGUCGGGCUUCUAUGCCGAAUGCCAGGAAAGGCGCAUGUGCGUGAACACACACGUGUGGACCAAGAGCAAGUUCAUGGGCAUGUCCAUUGGAGUCUCCAUGAUCGGGGAAGGCUGCCUGACCCUGCUGGAGCAUGAUGAAGAAUACACCUUCACAUUGCCCUGCGCAUACGCACGCUCCAUCCUCACCGUCCCCUGGGUGGAACUGGGGGGCAAAGUCACCAUCAAUUGCGCAAAGACGGGCUAUGCUGCGGUCAUCACCUUCCAGACCAAACCCUUUUACGGCGGCAAACUACACAAGGUGACGGCGGAGGUGAAGCACAACCCCACCAAUGCAGUCACGUGCCGCGUUCAGGGGGAGUGGAACGGCGCGCUGGAGUUCACGUACACCGGCGGCGAGACCAAGGUGAUCGACGUCACCAAACUUCCUGCUACGAAGAAGCUGGUUCGGCCCGUUGAGAAGCAAGGACCGACUGAAUCCAGACGCUUGUGGCAACACGUAACUGAGGCCUUACGGCAGAAAGACAUGGAAAAAGCCACGGAGCACAAGAGAAUCCUGGAAGAGAGACAGCGGACGGAGGAGAGGCACCGGUCCGAGACAGAAACAUCCUGGAGGACCAGAUACUUCGACAAAGAGGGUGAUGGCUGGAUUUACCACAAACUGCUCUCCAAAAGCUCCGCUGCCAAAUCCUAAUUUCAACCCGACUGUGGUGGAGUCAGGAAAGCGCUUGCAUGUGGAAUGAGAGCAAGAUGACUUGCACUGAGUUACAGAUGGACUCGUACUAUUCACAAAGCCUCCAAGCUUUUGUAUUGAUUAUAUACACAGUAUAUAUAAUCCGAUGUUAAUAAAACCUAUUCUUGUACAGAUAUUCUAUAGCCUUAAACUAGCCAGAUGAAUGAGGAAUGACAUUGUAGUCAGAUUUUCACAGAUUAUAUGAUUAUGCAUUGACCCUCUGCUGGAAUGCCCCCCGCCCCCUCCCCAUUUGACCUUAUAUCCUGCGUGGUUUUGCAGUGGAGGGAAGAACUUGCUGUACAUGCAUGGUUGCUGCUCCUCUUGCGUCUGCGUUACGCAUUUACACGUGUUGUAAAAGGUUUUAAGCAAAUGUUGAUGUUUUGUAAUGCAAAUAAAUAUCAUUUUCUUUAAAUGUGCUCUGUUUGGUGUACAGCAGUGGUUCCCAAACUUUUUACAGUCGCGUACCCCUUCAGACAUUUGACCUGAAGCCAUGUACCCCCAUAAAAACAUAAACCUUUUUAUCUUAACUUGAAAUAUUGAACAUAAUUUUAGAGUAAUUCCGUGUCAAAAAUGUGUAUUUUGCAUGGUCACAUUUUGAUAAAGUUUCACAUUAGCACUGAAAAACAUAAGUAAUCAUCCUACAUAUCGUUUAUUGCAGUUUGAUGUUAGCAUCCUUUUGUUUAAAUGGCUUGGAUUUUUUUUUGUCCACUCACGAUGGCUAAGGUUUAAUUCUGCAUAUUCAAAAGUUUAAAAGUACAAAAAUGCAUAUACUCAACAAUAAAGCCUCAUUUUCGAGGGAAUCUCCACUAACAAGAGACAGGUUUUCACCGCUACACCGUGCGGGGAUUGGAAUAGCGACAUACAUGAACUCUUCAAGAUGAAACACUUAGUGCACAAAACAAUCAUCAAACGUAUUUGUUCAUUUGGUGCUCACAGGGUCAUGAACAACAUGCCGUCUCCCUUCUGCUCCGUUGUCCUUGCGCCGUGAGGCGUUCAGGUGCACUUUGUCACACAACUAGCAUUAGACGCUAGCCGUUUUUCAUUUUUAUUCACCCCCUUGACAAUAGGUGUACCCCACUUUGGGAACCUAGGGUGUACUGUUAAUGAAGACAGUCACGCUGGUGCAUUAUUU
Dunckerocampus dactyliophorus (ringed pipefish) is the source of this 3370-nucleotide messenger RNA. It is a transcript of the gene osbpl11, whose product is annotated as oxysterol binding protein-like 11. The transcript is spliced from 13 exons. Gene Ontology annotation, cellular component: intracellular membrane-bounded organelle; cytosol; membrane. The record is from RefSeq and is a predicted model, not a curated record. Bases 43 to 2199 code for a protein of 718 amino acids. NCBI's taxonomy places the organism in Eukaryota, Metazoa, Chordata, Actinopteri, Syngnathiformes, Syngnathidae. Gene Ontology annotation, molecular function: sterol binding.